Molecule: messenger RNA, 1273 nt
Organism: Phragmites australis (common reed)
Lineage: Eukaryota; Viridiplantae; Streptophyta; Magnoliopsida; Poales; Poaceae
Product: antimicrobial peptides-like
Exons: 1
Coding region: 79-1038 (319 amino acids)
Biological process (GO): defense response to fungus
Source: RefSeq, a predicted model, not a curated record
CAUCCAUCUCUCGUCCUCAGUCCCCUCUGCGAUCGAUCACCAGUGGUGUUCUUCGAUCGUGUGUCCAGCAAUUAAUUAAUGGGGUUCGGGCGGAAGGGUCGGGGUGGGGUUUGGUGGCUCCUCCUGCUUGCCGCGGUGCUGCUGGCCGUGGCGGCAACGGCGGCCGGCGCGGAGGAGGAUGGAGCCACCACGGUGGAGGUCGGGCAGCAACACGAGGGCGGCGGUGGCAGCCGUGACGCCGACGAGGACAACUACGGCAACGACAUGUGCGAUAUCAAAUGCCAACACCAUCACGACCCGCAGAGGAAGCAGCAGUGCGUGGAUGAGUGCAAGAGCCGGGAACAUCACCACCCAAGCCGUGCUUUCUGCGAGAUGAAGUGCCAGCACUGGGUCGACCAGAAUAGGAAAGAGCAGUGCGUGCAACAGUGCAUGAGCUACGGCCUCCAGCUCCAGGUGGGCGGCAGCCGCAACGCCGGCGAGGACAACUACGGCAACGAUAUGUGCGAUAUCAAGUGCCAACACCACCACGACCCGCAGAGGAAGCAGCAGUGCGUGGAUGAGUGCAAGAGCCGGGAACAUCAUCACCCAAGCCGCGCUUUCUGCGAGAUGAAGUGCCAGCACUGGGUCGACCAGAAUAGGAAAGAGCAGUGCGUGCAACAGUGCAUGAGCUACGGCCUCCAGCUCCAGGUGGGCGGCAGCCGCGACGGCGCCGACGAAGACAACUGCGGCAACGAUAUGUGCGAUCUCAAGUGCCAACACUGGGUCGACCCGCAGAGGAGGCAGCAGUGUGUGAAUGAGUGCAAGAGCCGGGAACAUCAUCACCCAAGCCGCGCUUUCUGCGAGAUGAAGUGCCAACACUGGGUCGACCAGAAUAGGAAAGAGCAGUGCGUGCAACAGUGCAUGAGCUACGGCCUCCAGCUCCAGGUGGGCGGCAGCCGCGACGCCGACGAGGACAACUACGGCGGCCGCGGGCGCGAGGGCGACGAGCGCCUCCACGGCUGGGAGACGGUGGCCGGAGCCAUCCUCGAGGUGGUGUGACGUGCAUGGCGUGGCGCAACGAGACUAAUAAAGGGCGCACGUCCAUGGACCUUGACCGACUACCGCUGGUGCGUAUAUACCCACGUAUAUACGGGCGUGUAUACGUCUUGCUGUACGUAGAGACGUAGGAAUAAAGAGCGGUAGCUGCAUCUCAGAGGAUGCAUACUUGUCUUCGCAUGUAUAUUUGCUUCCGGUUGUACGUAGAGACGUAGGAAUAAAAAUCAUGUUUGCUUCU